Messenger RNA from Chenopodium quinoa (quinoa), 2249 nucleotides. RefSeq names its product cleft lip and palate transmembrane protein 1 homolog. The coding region runs from base 137 to 1936 and encodes 599 amino acids. The transcript is spliced from 12 exons. Gene Ontology annotation, cellular component: endomembrane system; membrane. The record is from RefSeq and is a predicted model, not a curated record. NCBI's taxonomy places the organism in Eukaryota, Viridiplantae, Streptophyta, Magnoliopsida, Caryophyllales, Amaranthaceae.
UACAAACGACAUUAAAAUAUCUCCCACGGCUUCACUCUCACAACUUUCUCUCUCUCAGACGUGGUGAGAGCGUGAGAGAAUCAAUCCUUCCUCUUCAUCGAACAAACCCGGUUCGAUUGACGGAGAAAACUUAGUCAUGGCGCCGCCGGCAAUCGCAGAAGGCGGUGGAGGAGGUGCGCAGCCACCGCAACAACGCCAAGGUUUUGGACAAUCGAUCUCUGGAGUUCUAAGAAUGGCGAUUUUUUGGUAUUUUGCAUCCAAAUUCUUCUUUUCCCCCAAAAAACCCGCUGACCCUGCUCUUCUUAUGAACAAUCUCUUCCAAAAGGGCGAACCUUUGGAUAUGUGGUUUUAUCUUUCAGAACAUGAAAAAUUCAGAGAUUUUGGGAAUGAACAAGCUCUCAUCUGGCAUGAGACUAACAUCCCUUAUGCAGUCUGGAAACCUGAGAGUACCAGGACCUUGUCCUUAAAUUAUCAGCCUUCUGAGGAUUUAAAGCAUAAUGGGACUUUGUAUGCGCAUGUAUUCUUUGCUCGUUCUGGAUAUUCUCCUGAUCCAAGUGAGCCAGAGUACCAACCAUUGGCUACCUUUGGUAGAAGCAAGCCUGUUGUGACAAUCUUGCCCAAGUCUAAAGUUGACAAAAGGAAAUCCCUAUUGGGAGACACCAAAAGUUCUUCUGAGGACAAAACAAUGUCAAAGGUUGAAGAAGAUUUGCAGACAGAUCCUAAAGAUGAAGGUCCCCCUGAAUGGAUUUCUUAUUGGAAACCCAACAUGACAAUCAAUUUGGUUGAUGAUUUCACUAGGUACUCGGCAAAUUCUGUUCCUCCAAACAUCGUGCCUCAUCUGAAUAUUGAGCCCAAAACAGGGAACUAUUUCCCAACCAUAUUCUUCAAUGAGUUUUGGCUGCUCAAAGAUAAGUUGAUACCGAUCAAUGAGACAGUGACUGAACUUCCUUUACAUUUGGAGGUGGCUCCUAUGAGCAUGACCAAGUGGCAGCUAUUCCUGCAGAUCGAUGAGUCAUUUCAGAUUCAUCGCUCUUAUGGAAGUAUGCUUGAAGGCGAGGCUGAUGAACUUAAGAGGGUAUUCUUGGAAGGGAAUCCUUACCUUCUUGCAAUCACAAUGACAGUCUCACUUUUUCAUUCUUUGUUUGACUUUCUGGCCUUCAAAAAUGAUAUUCAAUUCUGGAACAAGAACAAGUCAAUGGAAGGGUUAUCUGCUAAGUCAGUUGUUGUCAGCUUUAUCUCUCAGUUGAUUGUUUUCCUCUAUCUCCUGGAUAAUGAUACUUCAUGGAUGAUUCUUGUGAGCUCUGGAAUCGGUUGCUGCAUUGAGUUUUGGAAAAUAGGGAAGGCGAUGCACAUAGAGUUGGAUAGAUCUGGCAGGAUUCCCUUACUAAGGUUUAAAGACCGGGAUUCCUAUAAAAUGAACAAGACAAAGGAGUAUGACGACAUCGCGAUGAAAUAUCUCUCAUAUCUCUUGUUCUUCCUUGUUGUGUGCUCCUCCAUUUACUCUUUGAAGUAUGAACGCCACAAAAGUUGGUACUCAUGGAUUCUUUCUUCAAUGACACAAUGUGUAUAUAUGUUUGGCUUCAUAAUGAUGUGUCCCCAGUUGUUUAUAAACUACAAGCUGAAGUCUGUGGCUCACAUGCCUUGGCGCCAAAUGACAUACAAGUUCUUGAACACCAUUAUUGACGACCUCUUUGCCUUUGUCAUCAAGAUGCCCACACUUCAUCGGCUUUCAGUUUUCCGUGAUGAUAUCAUAUUUUUGAUAUAUGUUUAUCAACGAUGGGUUUACCCAGUUGACAAAAAGAGGGUGAAUGAAUUCGGUUUUGGUGGUGAGGAUGAUAGCCAGUCUACCGAGGCCAUUGAAUCAACUAAAAAGGAUGAGGGUCAAUCUUCUGAGGCCAUUGAAGCAGCAAACGAGGCCGAUAAGAAAACCAACUGAUCACUGUUUUUAGUUUUGGGAACCUGUGUAACACACCUCCUUUAUAUCUUUUUUUUUUUUCAGCUGUAAAGUGCCAAUUAGUAAGAAUCGUUGUCACUUAAGUUUAUUUUUUCAACAAUUUUGCUUUAUUUACUGCUAAUGUUAUUUCAUUAAUUAUAGUUAGUUUUCAUAGCUAGAAAUAGCACAAGGAUAGAUUGUUCUCUUGCUUAGGAAGUAAGGAAAUGAGCUAGUGACUUUAAUCAAUUGCUUUUGACACUAAUGAGAAUUUUGAUUGCAUAAUAAGGGCACUGAUGCCUUUACCUUUUAUGGAGUA